AUGGCGAAGGCUUCUACCCGAGUGCGCAAUGACAAGGAGCCUCGGAAACGCGGCCGUCCUCCCAAAAAGAAAUUUCAGCCCCCCAGUAGGACCCAGGUGGAAGUUCAAGUUCCUCCAACUCCAGAAGUCGUCUCGAAGCCUAAACCACGGCCACGGCCCAUUCCACAAAAAAAGCUCGGCACUCCGGAGUCGUCAGCGGCCACAGUGCCAGGUGGAUCCAGCUCCACACCAGAUGUUGGAGCAACUGUAGUGGCAUCAAAGUCCACUGACUUUGAUGAGAACACAGCCGCCGCUGCAUUGUUACUUGGCUUAGCUCGGCCAGUUGGAGACUCGGAGGUCCCAGAUCCGGCUGGGGAAUACAAUAUCGAGGAAGAAGACUUCUUCCAGAACCUCAAAGAAUCCGAGACCGGUGGCCUGGAUGACGAGCAUAGCCAGUUGGAAGAUGAGGAUGAAUCUGAAUCGGACGAUGGCAUCGAAGAUAAUGAAGAACCUGAGACUGACGAAGAUGUUGUUGACAUACCUCUCCAUGUGCCAGUCAAUGGCGUCCUUGACACUUUGACUGUGAGGUCCGAUAUAUCCUGGGAGAUUUUCUGUCGCAAGAUUGCAAAGGCUAUGGAGAUCUCCCUAGAGGAUCUCAGUAUUGCCUACAAGUUUUCAACCAAUGCGAAGACGGAUCCCCCGCGUAAACUCGACUCAGCUCGCAACCUGCUCCAGUUGCUUGAGGAUGCAAGUGAAGAACUCAGCAGUGCAACCAGAAGGUCACGGAAGAAGAAGUUUUCAGUAGUUGUUGUUGAUCUACGGUUGCCAGAAGUAAGCAAAGGUGAAUUGAAGAAGGGGGCAUUGACUGGCAGUAAGACAAAGGCUCGAUCAAGCAAGAAGGGAAAGGCAGACAACAAGGACAGUGAUGAUGAUGGAAAACCUACUGAUUCUGUCAACUGGAAUAAUGACACUGAUGUUGCGAAACUCCCCCCUCCGAAGAUUGUUGUUGGAUUGCAACUGAAAUAUGCCUGUGCGCAACACCAAGGGUGUUGUUUUGUCAUGAAAAAUGGUGACCAUCAUAAAAUUCCAUUGUCCGACAUAAGCCACUGGGCGUUCAUGAUUGUAUGA
Molecule: messenger RNA, 1107 nt
Organism: Suillus subalutaceus
Lineage: Eukaryota; Fungi; Basidiomycota; Agaricomycetes; Boletales; Suillaceae
Exons: 3
Coding region: 1-1107 (368 amino acids)
Source: RefSeq, a predicted model, not a curated record